AUGCCAGGCCCCGCCUUUGAUUCUUAUCCCGGCGAUGCCCUAGUCUUGUCCUCUUUGGAGGCUCGAGAAGUGGUCUAUCCUCUCCGGCACGAACUUAAGCCUCCUAUAGCUCGAUUAUCCAUUUCCUGGGCCAGAGGCAACUCCUUCCGUGUUUCCAUUUUCAAGCAGCAGUGUGGUGACCAUUCCUCAGACUCUGAUGACGGUGAAGUUGGCGGACAAGUAUUGGAGGUGAAGAUCAGAAACGGAGACGGAGAAACUAGUGCUGCAGAGUUUCGGAGGAUCGCGUACGGUUCAGUCUCCCCCUUUGCGCUUCUUCAGAGUCGGAAACGUAUGGUUUCGGGAUUGUCGAAGAUGUCGAUGGGUUUGUCACGGUUUAAUCCGGAUGGGUGGGAAUACUUAGCGGAGUAUAGCAAGGACAUCAGUUCAGUUAUUGGUAAUCCGAAGUCAAUUCCUAGCUCAGCGAUUGAGGAUCCCCUGGAAAUUUUGAAGAAAGUCAAGGAGCCUACUUGUUUGAAAGCUGCAUGGGAGCUGAUGGAUGUGUUUUAUGCCGACAAGCAGUCUCAUUGGUGGCUUAAUGAACGCCUUGUUGAUUGGUUAGCUGAAUAUGAUAGCGUCCUCUCAACCACACAAUCAACAAUCCAUUCAAAACUUCUUGAUUUUCGAAAAGAGCUCAAUAACUUACAGGUAGUUGAGGAUAAUCCAAGUUAUUGGGAUUUGAUUUUAUCAGCAUUAGCAGUUGGCUGGCAAGAGAUUGUGGUGAAAAUGUUGCGCCUACAUGGAUCUUAUCAGCUGGAUCAGCUUAGCAAUCGGGAGACAGAGAAUGGACUGGUAGAGGCAGUGGCUUUUCUUAUUUCAGAAAUGCCACGCAUGCGCCCUGAGUUGGAUUCUGGUACAUUUGGCGAAUGCUUCAAAACUAAGCCUGAUUUUACCAAGGCAUGGGAAAAAUGGCGGUCGAAAAUAACCAAGUUGGACGGCUCUGCGUUUUGGGUUCAAUGUGCUCAUGUUCAGACCAGAAAAGGUUUGCGGAACAUGCUUCAGAUCAUUCUAGGAAAUGUUGAGAGCCUCAGUGGUGCGACCUGCAACUGGAUGGAGCUGUAUAUCUCUCAGCUUUUGUAUGUUAGACCAUUCGCAAUGGGUCUAGAAAGCAUGUACAACCUUGCAGAAAGAUGUAUGCAGUUAAAACCAGCUUCUAAAACUGAUCGCUUGAUGGGGCUAAUAAUUGGAAUUCUUGGAGAAAGUACAGAGGUUGUUUUAGCAGAGUGUUCUAGAGGAUUUGGCCCCUGGAUGGUUACACAUGCCAUGGAAUUAUUGACUAAAGAGAGUGAUCAAGCAGAAAUCCUUCUACAAGAAGAGCGCCAUGAUCUUGGGGGAGUUAGCAUAGAGGAACUUCAUCGUCUUGUUUAUGCUCAGGUUCUCUGUUCACAUGCAUUUACUUUGCAGAUAGCUCCGAUUUACUUAACAUCAUGCGCAAAGCAGGGAAUUGGUUUUCUAGAAACUUUGUUAUACAGUCAAGCUGUUCAACAUAAUGGGAUGCUACUUAAGAAUUUAGAGAUAUGCCGUUUAUAUGAACUCGACAGCCUUAGUUCAAACAUUAUGAAGAUUGCUGGAGUUUACCAUUGGAAGCAUGGUCGGAAAGGUUGUGGAGUUUUUUGGCUUAGGCAAGCUGGGGAUGAAGUUCGCCUUAACAAGAUUGCCCAGCAAUUGUUUGAUUCAGUUGGAAAGUCCAUAUCUGAUGAAAGUUUCAAGCAAUGGGAUGGAUUGAUUGAAUUGUUGGGUUCUGAAUCUAAGAAUACUGGAGGGCUUGAGUUUCUCCACAAGUACAGUGAUUUCAAAAAAUCGCUUCAUCAGGUUCAUAACAAGGGGAAAACUACAGGUGUUGCACAGUCUGCAGUAGACUCUCUCAUUGCGCUUAUGAAGAACCCGUCAACACCUCAGCGCUUUUGGCUACCAAUUUUAAAUGACUCGUUGAAGCUUAUUGAUUGGCACGAAGGUCCUCUACUAAACGUUGAGCAGACCAACCUUUUGUUGAAUAAACUACAAGAGCUGUCAAUGGCAAGGCUUCGACCUGACUUUGUCGAAUCUGACUUGCCACCUCUGGCCUUGAGCUCCAUCAGGCUGGCUCUUGCCAAAAAUCUUGGACGUGCUUUUCUCGAGGGGUGACAAUGAUGAUGGCGAUGACGUGGACAACCACUUCCUGGCUGCAGUUAUCUAUCACCAUCAAUAAAAUUAUGAUGGUAUGUUCCCUCGUCAACGUAUUUGUAGAGAUGGCCUACUUUUCAGCUGGCUUCCCCCUCUUUUGAGGACUGAUCACUCAUGAACUGCAUGUCCAUCUUCAUGGCUUCCUCAUUAGUAUUGUUCCUACUGUUGAAGAUUUCACUAUUUGUCUUUAGGGUAAGGGUAGUCCCAAUCUUGUUUUGAUAGGAGGUUCAUGGGACAUGAAGAUCACCCAUGCAUAUGUUUAUUACAUUAAUGGUUGUUCGCAAGUGAAUUCAAACCUCAAGUAGUACAAAAGUGCAUGUCAAUUAUAACUAAACUAUGCUACAGCUUAGACAUUUGUAUCUCCUAUAGGACCGUAUACAAUUAGGUUUAGUUUGAUUAGAUUUUAUCCAAAAAGAAAACGGAUUUACAAUUA
This is a messenger RNA of Benincasa hispida (wax gourd), 2632 nucleotides long. RefSeq names its product nuclear pore complex Nup85-like protein. Gene Ontology annotation, molecular function: structural constituent of nuclear pore. The record is from RefSeq and is a predicted model, not a curated record. Gene Ontology annotation, cellular component: nuclear pore outer ring. Lineage: Eukaryota; Viridiplantae; Streptophyta; Magnoliopsida; Cucurbitales; Cucurbitaceae. Gene Ontology annotation, biological process: mRNA export from nucleus; protein import into nucleus; positive regulation of DNA-templated transcription.